UGUGUCUGGGCCCAAAACAAUUAUAGAUAAAUUCAAUUAAUGAAUACAAAAUAAAAAAAAAAUAAAAUAUAUCAAAUUCGAAGCGCUUUAAAAUGGUCACCUGCCAUUGAAAUCGAACAGAAACGAACCGAACCCCCAAGAUGGAGGUUCUCUGCAAAAUUUUAUUAGUGUGCUCACUGCUAGUCAGUGCCCAGGCUUUCCAGGCCAUCGAACCAGCCAAGGGCUCCAAAAAGCUCCAAUGGCAAUCCAUGCUCUUCGAUGCUCUGACUGGAAAUCUUCCGGAAGCCCAGACUUAUGAGAAUGCCAGCUUGGAGGACUGCACUUCCCUGUAUACAGUCGAAAAUAUUGAGAUUCUGUUGACGGCUGGAUACAAGAUCCGCCACUGCGCCAAUCUUGAUUCCAAGGAUAUCCGACGUUAUCUUGAGAGCAACGACUUCCUCUACACCAAAGCCAUCUUCGAGGGAGAGCUCUUCAGCUGUUUGCUUCUGGAUUCGCGUCAACAGACCCGUGAAUGUUACGCAGAGACGAUCCAAAACCUGCUUGAUUCUGUGCGUCCCAGCCAGCGCGACUACCGCCGCAAGUGGGCUUGUUACCUGCGUGAAGUCGAAAAGGCGGUCUUGAGACUGGAUGCCGCAGAAAAAAGUCUGGCCAGUUGCCUUGCCCAGCCCGGUCCGCCCCAGAACAGCACCUUGCCACCAAACGCCAACACCACCACCGAUGGUCCGGGAUGGGGCACCACUCAGUGGCCCAAUACGAACACCACUCCCAACUUCACCAUAACCACCACCGAGCCAAACUGGGGAAACUCGACCCAGGGACCUAGCUUGAACUCUACCGAAGGACCAUGGUGGGGCAACAACUCUACCUCUGGACCCAACUGGAACACCACUGAAGGACCAUGGUGGGGCAACAACUCUACCGAAGGACCUUGGUGGGGCAACAACUCUACCGAAGGACCAUGGUGGGGCAACAACUUUACCUCUGGACCCAACUGGAACACCACUGAAGGACCAUGGUGGGGCAACAACUCUACUGAAGGACCUUGGUGGGGAAAUAACUCGACGGAAGGACCUUGGUGGGGCAACAACUCUACCUCUGGACCCAACUGGAACACUACCGAAGGACCGUGGUGGGGAAAUAACUCAACACAAGGACCUUGGUGGGGCAACAACUCCACCGAAGGACCCUGGUGGGGCAACAAUUCUACCUCUGCACCCAACUGGAACACCACAGAAGGACCGUGGUGGGGAAAUAACUCUACCGAAGGUCCUUGGUGGGGCAACAACUCUACCUCUGGACCCAACUGGAACACCACCGAAGGACCAUGGUGGGGAAACAAUUCUACCUCUGGACCCAACUGGAACACCACUGAAGGACCGUGGUGGGGAAAUAACUCGACGGAAGGACCCUGGUGGGGCAACAACUCUACCUCUGGACCCAACUGGAACACCACUGAAGGACCAUGGUGGGGAAACAAUUCUACCUCUGGACCCAACUGGAACAUCACCGAAGGACCGUGGUGGGGAAACAACUCGACGGAAGGACCCUGGUGGGGCAACAACUCUACCUCUGGACCCAACUGGAACACCACCGAAGGACCAUGGUGGGGAAACAAUUCUACCUCUGGACCCAACUGGAACACCACAGAAGGACCCUGGUGGGGCAACAACUCUACCGAAGGACCCUGGUGGGGCAACAACUCUACCGAAGGACCCUGGUGGGGCAACAACUCUACUUCUGGACCCAACUGGAACACCACUGAAGGACCAUGGUGGGGAAACAACUCUACACAAGGUCCUUGGUGGGGCAACAGAACCUCUGGACCCAACUGGAACACCACCGAAGGACCUUGGUGGGGAAAUAACUCAACGGAAGGUCCCUGGUGGGGAAACAACUCGACUGAAGGUCCUUGGUGGGGCAACAGCACCUCUGGACCCAACUUCAAUUCCACCACUGGUCGUCCUAAUUUUAACUCAACCGAAGGACCAUGGUGGAACAACACCACUCCCAGCUGGAACUCUACCACUUUAGGCCCGAACUUCAACACCACAGAAGGACCUUGGCUAGGAAACUCUACCCAAGGACCCAACUGGAACAGCACUCAGGCCCCCGGCUGGAACACCACCACCGUUGGGAGUCCAACCACCACAGAAGGAAACUGGUUCGAUCGCCUCAUGGGAGAUAUCCGAAACAUCUUUUAAGUCCAGAGAGUUUCAUUGAGCCAAAAUCCGAGCGCUAGUAGUAUAAGCUUCUGGCUGUCCAAUAAAUAAAGUAAUGUCGCAUUGAAAA
Molecule: messenger RNA, 2289 nt
Organism: Drosophila ananassae
Lineage: Eukaryota; Metazoa; Arthropoda; Insecta; Diptera; Drosophilidae
Product: fibrinogen alpha-1 chain
Exons: 3
Coding region: 141-2201 (686 amino acids)
Biological process (GO): carbohydrate metabolic process
Molecular function (GO): hydrolase activity, hydrolyzing O-glycosyl compounds
Source: RefSeq, a predicted model, not a curated record